Molecule: messenger RNA, 3065 nt
Organism: Sardina pilchardus (European sardine)
Lineage: Eukaryota; Metazoa; Chordata; Actinopteri; Clupeiformes; Clupeidae
Exons: 5
Coding region: 152-2797 (881 amino acids)
Biological process (GO): positive regulation of cellular extravasation; regulation of vascular permeability
Source: RefSeq, a predicted model, not a curated record
CAGCAACUCCUAGAAAGCAGCAGUAUAUGAAUUUGUUCUCAGUGCAGGGCAUCUGAAAGCACUUUGGCUUUUAUUUAACUUUAGAUAUAGGCUAUAUUUUUUUUAUUUCACAAGAUAGAGGUCCAUCUGGACCUUAGCCCAGCUUGCAGAGAUGUACAACAACAGCUACUCUCAAUCUAAGUUUGGUGCGAGUGCCAAGAAAAUCCACAAGGCCAGGGGCAAGAGCUGUGGCUACUACAUGAAAAUUGUCUUCUUUUUCUCCUCCCUGAUCCAGACUCUGAUCAUUGUCAGCCUGGUUCUCUUCCUGGUCUAUGGGCAGCCAGAGGAAUCUGCAGCUGAGAAGAGACUGCAAGUGCUUGACCCGAUGCACAAUGAGCUCAUCACAAAACACGGAUACCUUCAGGAGGAGUUCAGAAAUCUUACCUGGAAAAUGAAUGUGACAAAUCGGGACAUGGAAUACAUGCAGAGGAAUAUCACCGUGCUACGACAGUUAAGCAAUAGCUCUUAUUCCUUCAUCAGCGAACUUCGAAAUAAAUUGUUACAAUGUCAAAGGAGUUCGCAACCAUGUAACUGCCCAAGAGUGGUACAACCACCCCCAACACCAUGUAAUUCAAAUGGUCAACUAAAUGGUCUACAAUAUGAAAAUUCACAGCUGAAAAGAUGGCAAGAAAUUUUGCAGAGGAAUUGUUCAGAGACUUUUCAAGUUUUGAAAGUUGAACUGGACGGUGCCAAUAGGGACAGAGAAUCCCUUAGGCUAGAGACAAUCACACUGCGGCAAGAGAAGGUCACAGCUGAGAGAGAGAUUGAACGUUUUAAGAGAACGUGUAAGGAGGACUUCAUCAGAUCAAUGGAGGGAAUUCCAGAGAUCACUAAGGCAUUCCGGCAGAAGAUCGACACCUUGAUCCCACAAAUGAUCCCUUUCCACAUAACCUGUUCCAAACAGCGUGAGCAGCUGGAGCAGAUUCAGUAUAACUGUAGCAGCCUAUCAUCAGAGGUGGAGAACAAGUUUCAGCCCUACUUGAACGACCUUGGACAUAAAGUUUCUGACAUAGUUCACAAAGUGAGUCAUCUUGAAGCAAAAAAAGCAUCUCUGGACAGGAACCUGUUUGAAUGUAAAAAGAAUCUAAGUUCCCUGGAGGAAAAUAGUUACAAGAAUCUCAGAGACACCCGGGAAAGACAUGACAAGUUUAUGGAAGAGGCUCUGCUGGAGCAAAGGAAACUGCGAGGAGCAAAGGAGCUGUUGGAAGGAACUCUGAAGCUGAAGGAAUCCGAAAUCAACAUGCUGAAAGAAAAGAUAAAUGUCUCUCUGGCUAGCUCUGGACACAAGCCACCAGGAGGAGUUGGAAUUGGAACAUAUGGUAGUGGCAGUACAUUUCCAGUUCAAUCAGGAUCAGGGAUAAAGCCCACUGCACGAGGUUCUGGUGGACCAGACAGUUCUUUAUUUAAAAAGCCUGACUUUGGUCGCAGUAGUGUGAAUCAGGUGGGAUCGGGAGGAACUGGGAUGGGAAAUACAGGGUCAAGCUCGCUCCCAAGCUCGGAUAGAUUCCCAACAGGAGCAGGGUCAAGUACUCCUGGGUCUGGUAGUGGAACAGGGAUUGGUUCAUCUAGGAUGGGGUCAACAGGGACAGGACUCAACACAGGCUCUUUUGGAACAGGUGCAGGAGCAGGACAUAGUGGAACAGGAUGGGGGGCUGGGGGAACAGGAUUUGGUAACACAGGUUUUGGUGGAGCAGGGGGCAGUCGAAGUGCAUUUCCAAGUGCAGGGACUGGCACUACAGGGCUAGGAAACACAGGUUAUGGUGGAGCAGGAGGAGCAGGAGGCAGUCGAAGUGCAUUUCCUGGUGCAGGGACUGGCACUACAGGGCUGGGGAACACAGGUUAUGGUGGAGCAGGAGGAGCAGGAGGAGCAGGAGGCAGUCGAAGUGCAUUUCCUGGUGCAGGGACUGGCACUACAGGGCUGGGGAACACAGGUUAUGGUGGAGCAGGAGGAGCAGGAGGAGCAGGAGGCAGUCGAAGUGCAUUUCCUGGUGCAGGGACUGGCACUACAGGGCUAGGAAACACAGGUUAUGGUGGAGCAGGAGGAGCAGGAGGCAGUCGAAGUGCAUUUCCUGGUGCAGGGACUGGCACUACAGGGCUGGGGAACACAGGUUAUGGUGGAGCAGGAGGAGCAGGAGGAGCAGGAGGCAGUCGAAGUGCAUUUCCUGGUGCAGGGACUGGCACUACAGGGCUGGGGAACACAGGUUAUGGUGGAGCAGGAGGAGCAGGAGGAGCAGGAGGCAGUCGAAGUGCAUUUCCUGGUGCAGGGACUGGCACUACAGGGCUAGGAAACACAGGUUAUGGUGGAGCAGGAGGAGCAGGAGGCAGUCGAAGUGCAUUUCCUGGUGCAGGGACUGGCACUACAGGGCUGGGGAACACAGGUUAUGGUGGAGCAGGAGGAGCAGGAGGAGCAGGAGGCAGUCGAAGUGCAUUUCCUGGUGCAGGGACUGGCACUACAGGGCUGGGGAACACAGGUUAUGGUGGAGCAGGAGGAGCAGGAGGAGCAGGAGGCAGUCGAAGUGCAUUUCCUGGUGCAGGGACUGGCACUACAGGGCUGGGGAACACAGGUUAUGGUGGAGCAGGGUCCAGCAGGACUAGCCAGAGUGGGACAGGAUUUGGGGGGACCGGGUUUGGAGGCCAUGGCUCAGCAGGAACUGGGUAUACAAAUGCAUUUGGACGAGGUGGCAGCUAUGGAACCGCAGAUCCCAUCGAAAAUUUCUUGAGAAAGCUCCACAGGUCUUUUAAUCCAGAGCAGUAUUGAGCUGUCAAGAGAGACAAUUUUCAUAGAAGACAAUUACUUCGCUCAGAAAAAUACAGUGGAUUUAACUAACAGCUUGAGGCUCAACAAAAACUGUGGUUGUGCCAGUUACUGUAGUUUUGUACACUACUUUCAGCCUGUACAUUUGCUUUGCAUAUUCCAAUUGUUAUGCAUUUUCUUGUGGGAGGUUCAACGAAUUCUCUAAGAUGUACAUAGUCUAAAUAAAAUAUAUUAUGUAAAGAAUUUUACAGAAUAAAGAGCAUAUUCUAAA